Messenger RNA from Symbiodinium sp. CCMP2592, 1002 nucleotides. Lineage: Eukaryota; Dinophyceae; Suessiales; Symbiodiniaceae. The record is from the annotation of a GenBank genome assembly.
AUGGUUGGCCCAUUGGAUGCUAUGCGGGAACGGAUGGAGUCUGAGUGGACGCUUUCAUGGUUGGCCCAUUGGAUGCUAUGCGGGAACGGAUGGAGUCUGAGUGGACGUUAUCAUGGUUGGCCCAUUGGAUGCUAUGCGGGAACGGAUGGAGUCUCAGUGGACGUUACAAUGGUUGGCCCAUUGGAUGCUAUGCGGGAACGGAUGGAGUCUGAGUGGACGUUAUCAUGGUUGGCCCAUUGGAUGCUAUGCGGGAACGGAUGGAGUCUGAGUGGACGUUAUCAUGGUUGGCCCAUUGGAUGCUAUGCGGGAACGGAUGGAGUCUCAGUGGACGUUACAAUGGUUGGCCCAUUGGAUGCUAUGCGGGAACGGAUGGAGUCUGAGUGGACGUUAUCAUGGUUGGCCCAUUGGAUGCUAUGCGGGAACGGAUGGAGUCUGAGUGGACGUUACCAUGGUUGGCCACUGGGCUGUUUGCAACGCGUGCGAGAACGCCUUGAUGGUGGGAGGAAAAGCGGGAACCAACAUCUGCAGACAUGUGCAACCACUGCAAGACAUGUGCAAGAAGGAGAAGUGUGGGCAAACGAGGCAAGCACCAAUGCCGAUCUGUUGCGAUCCAGCAAAGACGGGAUGUCGAAAGGUGGCAUCCGGGCUGCUCUCGCCCAGGGUCGGCUGAAGAAGGCAGAGGGCGAGGCAAGCCGAAUUCGCGAGCGCACGGCGCUGCUCUGCGACGCAGUGGCAAAACUCGAAGCCGAAUCGGCAAGCUCCAAGACGAACCUUCCCGAGGUCGAUCAGCUCCUCUACUCUGCCGACCAGAUGCUUUCUGCGCUAGACACCAGCGUCAAGGAGCUCAGUGCAGAGCAGACCCACCUGAGUGAGUCGCUCACAGAGCUGAAAGGUGGGCUGGAGCAGCAGAUGGCCGAGUUCCGAGAUACACUCUCAUCCUUUGCCUCGAAGCGGAACGCGUUGGAGGAGGAGCGCUCCUCCUUAGCCCGGCGGCUGGAAGAA